Messenger RNA from Dichomitus squalens LYAD-421 SS1, 903 nucleotides. RefSeq names its product thymidylate synthase. The record is from RefSeq and is a predicted model, not a curated record. Bases 1 to 903 code for a protein of 300 amino acids. Gene Ontology annotation, molecular function: thymidylate synthase activity. Gene Ontology annotation, cellular component: cytosol; mitochondrion. The transcript is spliced from 2 exons. Gene Ontology annotation, biological process: dTMP biosynthetic process. NCBI's taxonomy places the organism in Eukaryota, Fungi, Basidiomycota, Agaricomycetes, Polyporales, Polyporaceae.
AUGCGUGUGCACGACGAGUACCAGUACCUGAACCUCAUCCGCUCUGUGCUCGACUCCGGCGAUGUUCGCCCAGACCGCACAGGCACCGGUACUGUCUCCCUCUUCGCCCCUCCCAACCUCCGCUUCUCCCUCGCCGACAACACCCUUCCUCUCCUCACUACCAAGCGCACCUUUCUUCGCGGAAUCGUAGAGGAGCUCCUCUGGUUUGUUCGCGGGUCCACAGACUCGAAGCUUCUCUCAGCCAAGGGCAUCAAAAUCUGGGAUGGCAACGGCUCCAAGGACUUCCUUGACAAGCGCGGCUUAGCUCACCGACGUGAGGGUGACCUCGGCCCCGUCUACGGCUUCCAAUGGCGGCACUUUGGAGCCAAGUACGAGAGCUGCGAUGCAGACUACACCGGAAAGGGCGUCGAUCAGCUUCAGGAGUGUAUCCGCAAGAUCAAGAACGACCCUACAGACCGCCGUAUCAUCCUCAGCGCCUGGAACCCCGCAGAUAUACCCGAGAUGGCUCUUCCACCAUGCCACAUGAUGUGCCAGUUCUACGUCCAUCUCCCUCCCCCCGACCACCCCGACGCCAAGCCCAAGCUCUCCUGCCUCAUGUACCAGCGUUCCGCCGACCUCGGCCUCGGCAUCCCCUUCAAUAUCGCUUCCUACGCCCUCCUCACACACAUGGUCGCUCAUGUCACCCGUACCGAGCCCCAUGAACUCAUCAUCCAGCUUGGCGAUGCCCACGUCUACCGUGACCACAUCGACGCCCUCCGCACUCAGCUCGAGCGCGAACCCCGCCCAUUCCCCAAGCUCAGGUGGUCGAGGAACGUGCAAAACAUCGAUGACUUCACAUCAGAGGACAUCAUCGUCGAGGGCUAUGAUCCCCACCCGAGCAUCCCCAUGAAGAUGAGCGUUUGA